AUGAAAAACCUGGUUGGUGAUGGUCAUGACAUUAAUGCACUACACGAAGGGUGCCACAUCCUCCAUUACUACGAUUUUACUAACGAGCAUUUCGAGUCACUUGUCGGCCUCGGGAUUGACAUCAAUGGGCGAGAUGCAUAUGGACAAACAUUGUUUCUUCGUGCAAUCAGAGAAAACUUUCAGCCUCAACGUAUUUGGGAGGCUGAAUCUAACGAGGAACCUGAUGGGGAAGGUGGGGGAGAAUUGUAUAGUUCAGCGGAACGCGCAGAGAAAUUCGCAGAGGACCAUUUGGGCAUGAUUCAGGAAGCUCUAUUAUGGCCCGAUAUUGACAUUAACGCGAGUGAUCGACGGGGAAUGACGCCUCUCCAUGCCGUUAUUAUACACGAUUGUUUCUAUGCUGACAUAUUGCUGGAGAUGUUGAUGACUCACGAAGAUUUGGAAUUGAACCCCCAGGAUGAGCUUGGACGUACCCCAUUGACUCUCGCUAUACAUUGGGGAAAGGAGCAAAUGACUCGCACUCUUUUGAGUAAGCCUGGGGUCAGCAUUGAAACUGCGCGGAUUCAAGGCGAAAACCCUCUAAUCAACGCUACCCGCCAAGGUUGGACAGAUCUUGUUUUCUCUAUGCUUUACCGCUUAGACAGUAUUGAUCAAUUCUCGGACGAUAGUGGGAGAAAUAUUCUUCAUUGGGCAAUUAUCGUUGGAAUGAUGGACGUCUUCGAGCUCGCUCUAAAGAAAAGCCCCAAUCUCCUAGCUGUUCCGGAUAAGAAUGCUAUGACACCUCUUCAUUACUCAGCCCAAGAAGGUGAACACCGCGCAACUGAGAUUUUGUUGUCUUAUGGUGCGUCCCCGACAGCCAGGGCAAGUUUUGGUCAAACUCCUCUUCACCUAGCAGCAGCAAAGGGUUAUACGCGAAUUAUGAAGGUAUUAGUUGCAUAUUUGCCGACACCUUGCGCUAUCAACCAAAGUGAUUCAAUGGGAUGGACCGCACUUCACCGUGCCGUCGUCUCUGGAAACGAUGUCUUGGUGAACUACCUCACUUCGCUUCAGAGUGUGGAUUUGGCUAAAGCCGACCGUCAUGGCCGAGCUGCCGUUGCUUUUGCUGCAUCCUUUGCCUCUCUGACAACCUUGAACAUUCUUCUCGAAGCCAGCGCCAGAGACCGUACAAUCAGAGGUCAACAGGCGGAUAUUUUUUGUAUCGACGCCUUUGGCAAUAGUCUCCUUCACUUGGCAGCCAGAGCAAACAAUGAGUCAACGCUGGACUUCCUCGUUAUGAUGAUCCCGCGUACUGGCAACCGACCCAAUAAGUGGGGGAGAGCUGCGCGUGAUCUCAUCUCCUCGGAGUUGUCUCUUCCUUUGUCGUUGCAAUUGAAGCUCAACACAUAUGGUCUUCAAAACUGCGCCCACUUCUCCACACUGAAGCAUCACUGUUGCUUAGACGCGAUUGAAAAACCGGAGCGUCCAUUUCAUUUCGAUUGGAAAAUCAUCAGGCAUGAAAAUACGCCCGGUAUCAUUCGUAUAGAAGAAACAGUGGCUGAAGUCUCUGAAAGUGAAGAUGAUGAACCUACCAUAACUCCAUUUUCUUUCUCUGCUGACGGAAUUUGUUUUGAUCCUGUGCGCUAA
This is a messenger RNA of Penicillium maclennaniae, 1620 nucleotides long. Its product is annotated as ankyrin repeat domain-containing protein. NCBI's taxonomy places the organism in Eukaryota, Fungi, Ascomycota, Eurotiomycetes, Eurotiales, Aspergillaceae. Gene Ontology annotation, molecular function: protein binding. The record is from RefSeq and is a predicted model, not a curated record. The transcript has a single exon. Bases 1 to 1620 code for a protein of 539 amino acids.